AUGUGUUUCAGUUACAUUCCAGCGAGCUCGUCGAGUCAGAACAAGAAGACGGUAGAGCAUUCCAGGAGUGAGGAGAGUUUGGAACGUGACAGUGUUGAGGUGCACUUGGAUGACCCGAGUCUGUGUGAGAAAGGACGUGUAGGACGAUUAAUCCAGUUCUUUAGCGGCAUCAAUGCAGAGUUUACUGCGCAUGAGUCAGAUGAAGGAGGAAUAAAAAGUUCAUACCCUGGGAUUGAACCCACUCAAUCUGAGAUGGAAGUGGAAUUACAGGGGGAUGAUACAGAUCAGUCACACCUGACAUCAACUGACUAUAGAGAGGUAGUCAGUGAUAUAUGCAAUGAUCACACUAGUAGCAGUAUGAAGGAGAGUGUUGUUACCGAGUCUAGUGAUUCUCAACUAAGUAUUAACCUUGGUGUUUCUGAUAGUUUUGGAACAACUGAUGUUAGUGAAAUGGCAGAAGAGAUAACUGUUGAGGGAUCAUGUCCUUUUUUUCCCCACGUGGGGAAAAAAAGGGACCUUAGAAAUUUUAAGGUAAAAAUCCACCCUUUAUAUUUAGUAGGUUUUUACCCUUAUGUUUAG
This is a messenger RNA of Enterospora canceri, 579 nucleotides long. NCBI's taxonomy places the organism in Eukaryota, Fungi, Microsporidia, Enterocytozoonidae. The record is from the annotation of a GenBank genome assembly.